Molecule: messenger RNA, 1353 nt
Organism: Dinoponera quadriceps
Lineage: Eukaryota; Metazoa; Arthropoda; Insecta; Hymenoptera; Formicidae
Exons: 9
Coding region: 1-1353 (450 amino acids)
Biological process (GO): sensory perception of taste
Cellular component (GO): membrane
Source: RefSeq, a predicted model, not a curated record
AUGAAACUACUCACGGCUCCGAAAUACCUGUCCGAUGCGAUAUCGCCGAUUGUUACCCUGAACUACCUUGUGGGACUUCGCAUUUUCGAAUAUCCUCGUGGAAAAUUACGCAUCGUGCCGAGCCUGAUCUACCUCCUGUUCCUGCUCAGCGUUUUCUGUGUGUCCACAAAUGCAGAAAUUAUAUUCUUCAAUGAUGAUAUUCUACAUGAUAAUAUGUUGAAGCUAGAGCGUGUUUUGUACAAAUUCCUAGCCAAUAUAAAAGUCUUCUUCACUGUGUAUGAAAUGCUUCAUGGUUAUUUUUACACGAAGACAGUCAACGCAUGCUACCGAAAAAUGAUCCAGAUCGACGAGACGUUGCGACAACUUGGAUCAAUGUUCAACUACAAUGGAAUAUACUUUUUGUCAAUCGGAUCUGUAGUUGUCUGGUUCUUGUAUAUCCUCUGUAUAAGCAUCUUGAGGGAGGAGGAGAUGAAGGAUUACGAGUCAGAUCUACUAAGUGUAAUUUGGAUAGUUAUAUCGGACAUACAGGCAACAAGCAUCAGACUCCUCGUCAUCUUUGAAUUUUCAAUAUUCGUGAGGUAUUUGCAAACGAGAUUCAAAUUACUUAAUAAAUUACUGACAGAAACGAGAUUCAAGUUACUUAAUGAAUUACUGACAGAAAAUGUGGAAGUCUCGAUGACGGAGGAAAAAAAACGGAAUCAUUUUGCUAUAAAAGAUCAUGCUGAAAGCAUAGAUGGCAAACAACAUCAAAACAUUUUUUCUAUAAAAGUGUUGUCUCAGUUGAAUCCGCAACUGCAGUCCCGAAUACGAAUUUCCAUAUCAGGAAAACGUGAUCUCAUUAGAUCGCGAACUCAAUCUCGUCUGCCGUCUCAAUUUCAAAAAUUGUUUCAAAUGGAAUUUCAAAGCCAAUUUAAAAAUCAAUUCAGAGAUUCUAAUUCGGUCCGAAGACAGACGCAUCUGGAACUGUGCAAGAUAUUAAAGACGCUGUGCAUCAGUUUUGGCUCGCAGAUAAUUACAAAAUACGUAAUAUUUGAAGCAUUUGGUGAAAUUAUAUAUUCAAGUUCUUACAUAUUGGUAAUCGUUCUCAUAAAUUUCGUUUGCAAGCACGCGACCAACGAGGGAAUGAAGACCAGCGCGAUCAUCCACGAGAUUUAUGGAUGCUGCCCGGAUACUGAUAUACGGGAAGAGAUUCAGCAGUUUGAUCUUCAAAUAGCGCAAAGCCCCGUGCAGUUCUUCAUGUUUGGCAUCUUGUUAAAUUACCCGUUUCUAAGCUCGUGUUUGAAUACUGUGACGAUUUAUGUGGUUAUCAUGAUACAGAUGAGCAACUCACUGGAAUCGAAUAAAAACAGUUGA